Molecule: messenger RNA, 381 nt
Organism: Exophiala viscosa
Lineage: Eukaryota; Fungi; Ascomycota; Eurotiomycetes; Chaetothyriales; Herpotrichiellaceae
Exons: 1
Coding region: 1-381 (126 amino acids)
Source: RefSeq, a predicted model, not a curated record
AUGGCCGAUAAAAAUUAUCCUCCGCCGUCAUACCCGCCGCCACAGCAGCAACAACAGAACUCAGCCCAGGGCGGCUUUCAAACGCCCCCGCCGAUGGCUUACAACCCCAACCCGAACCAAUAUCAAAACCAAGGCCAAUAUGACCAGAACUACGACCAGAAUCGCGGAUUCUUCGGUGGUCAACAACAGCAACAGUACGGACCUCCUCAACAAGGAUAUGGGUAUGGUGGCGGCUAUGGACAGCAACAACCGGGAUAUGGGUAUGGGCCGUAUCAGCAGCAGCCGCAGUACUAUGAUCGGGGCAGGAGCGGUGGUGGCAUGCUGGAGGGGCUUCUAGCUGGACUGGCGUGCUGUUGUUGUUUGGAUUGUUUGUUGUGUUAG